Messenger RNA from Triticum urartu, 2390 nucleotides. Its product is annotated as phototropic-responsive NPH3 family protein NPY4. Gene Ontology annotation, molecular function: protein binding. The record is from RefSeq and is a predicted model, not a curated record. NCBI's taxonomy places the organism in Eukaryota, Viridiplantae, Streptophyta, Magnoliopsida, Poales, Poaceae.
GUUGGGCGUGGAUCUUUAUCACCAGUUGUUGGUGUUGUCCUUUCAAUGGUGGCCACCGGUUUGGUACUUUGUUGAUGGGUCAAGUGUUGUGGGUUUGUUGAGGCGUUCCUUCUUGGCUCCCAUUCGGUGGUGACUGGUGAGGUAGGGGAAAGUAGAAGAGCUAGAGAGAAAGCAAAAAGGGGAGGAGAUUUGCAGGCUAUUUCUCGGUGUGGCACAAUGAAGCAUAUGAAGCUUGGUUCCAAGCCGGAUGUCUUUCAGACAGAGGGCAGCAAUAUCAGGUUUGUUGCAACAGAGCUGGCAACAGACAUCGUUAUCUCCAUAGGAGAUGUCAAGUUUUAUCUUCACAAGUUCCCUCUUUUGUCAAAGAGUUCACGGUUGCAAAGAUUAGUAGCUUCAAGUAACGAGGAAAGCGACGAUGAAGUGAAUAUAUCUGACAUUCCUGGUGGUUCUUCUGCAUUUGAAAUUUGUGCCAAGUUCUGCUACGGCAUGAUUGUAACACUCAAUGCAUAUAAUGUUCUUGCUGCUCGUUGCGCAGCUGAGUACCUAGAAAUGUUUGAGACCAUUGACAAAGGAAAUCUUAUCUACAAAAUUGACGUGUUCUUGACAUCGAGCAUUUUUCGCACCUGGAAAGACUCAAUCAUAGUUCUGCAAAGUACGAAGUCAUUGCUGCCAUGGUCUGAGAAUUUGAAGGUAAUCAACCACUGCAUUGAUUCUAUUGCAUCGAAGGCGUCAAUUGAUCCGUCAGAGGUUGAGUGGUCAUACACCUACAACAGAAAAAAGCUCCAAUCCGAGAAUGGUGUUGAUUCUCACUGGAAUGGUGUCAGGAUGCAACAGAUGGUCCCUAAGGACUGGUGGGUUGAGGACCUUUCUGAACUUGAAAUGGAUUUGUACAAGCGUGUGCUCCUAACAAUCAAGGCAAAGGGAAGAACACCUGCUGUAGUUAUUGGAGAAGCACUAAGAGUCUAUGCAUUCCGACGGCUGUUUGGUUCCCUUGAAGAUGCCGUGAGCAAUGGAAUUGAUUGCACAAAACGUCGUGCAGUUCUCGAAAGCAUUGUAUUUCUGCUGCCCACUGAAAAAGGUUCAGUGUCAUGUGGUUUUCUUCUCAAGUUACUAAAUGCUGCAUGCUUGCUGGAAUCUGGUGAGUCUUAUCGUGAUAACUUGGUAAAGAGAAUAGGCACCCAACUGGAUGGUGCUUCAGUUCCAGACCUUCUUAUACCAGCAACCAGUGCUGAAAAUGGCGUGUAUAAUGUCGACCUGAUCAUGGCAAUAGUAGAGCAGUUCAUGUCACAUCAUAGUGAUAAUGGUAAAAUGACUUUUCAAGAUGAUGAUGAAAUUGUGGAAGUCGAGAAGUUUGCUUCUGUUUCCAGCACGUCAAAGCUGGCAGUUGCAAAGCUGAUCGAUGAAUAUCUUGGUGAGAUCGCUAAAGACCCUAACCUGCCUGUUCUGAAGUUCAUUGCACUUGCUGAAAUGGUGUCUGCCUCGUCCCGACAAAUGCAUGACGAACUAUACCAUGCCAUCGACAUGUAUCUAAAGGAGCACCCCAGCCUAUCAAAGAGCGAAAAGAAGAGAUUAUGUGGAUUGAUGGACUGCAAGAAGCUGUCCCAGGAGGCCUGCAUGCACGCGGUGCAGAAUGAACGGCUUCCUCUGCGUGUGGUUGUGCAAGUUCUCUUCUUUGAGCAAGUCCGAGCAUCAGCCGCUUCUGCCAGGAGUGACUCUGGAGCCGACCUUUCAUCUGCUGUUCAUUCGCUUCUUCCCAGAGAGAAUGGCAACUCGUACGGCAGCUCCAGGUCAGCAGCCACAACAACAACGGAAGAGGAAGGUAGUGGAGUCCCGACAUCCAGCGACAUCAAUUCUUUCAGGUCGAUGCGGCUCGCCAACAACUGCGGUGGCAGCGAGAGGAGCAGCACCAGCAGCGACAUCAACAAGAACGGCGAAGACAAGAGCACCACCACCGGCAAGGCGAAAGUGAUGCUGAUGCCGAAGAUGCUAAGCAAGCUCUGGUCUGGGAAGGCGCACGUCGGCGAGAACAGUAGCUCGGACACGUCGGAGAGCCCCGGAUCCGCGAACCCGGAGGAGGUGAAGUCCACGCCAUCACGGAACACGAGGCAAUUGACGUCCUAGUGGCUGGUGCUGACAGUAUCAUAGCACACGUAGUUUUUCGCUGUCAUUGCUUUGAUUUUUUUGCUUUACACGAGAGUAGCAAUCUUAAAAUGUGGAAUACUACAACUGACUGCCCUGUCGCCGAUGAUGUUUUUGUAGCAUUUUAUGCUAGUAAACUGGUGUAGCCCGUAGAGGUCUGGUCAUUGGUGUUCAGGAACACAUUUCACAAGAUAAAACUGUAAUUGUUUUUGUUUUCGGUGGCAAUAUAAAAGGAAGCCUUUUUUGGAGGA